This is a messenger RNA of Gastrolobium bilobum, 2462 nucleotides long. RefSeq lists its product as uncharacterized. The coding region runs from base 132 to 2090 and encodes 652 amino acids. Lineage: Eukaryota; Viridiplantae; Streptophyta; Magnoliopsida; Fabales; Fabaceae. The transcript has 4 exons. Gene Ontology annotation, cellular component: RQC complex. The record is from RefSeq and is a predicted model, not a curated record.
UCUUCAUUUCGAGUUUGUUCUUUGUUUCUUGCUAUUGAAUUUGAGGGAAAUCAUCGUUUUCUUUUUUAGUCUUUUCUCUUUGAAUUCAUCUUCAUAAUCCUGAAAGUGAUUAAGUUGGAACGCCCAAAUCGAUGUCGGCUCGAUUGGUGAAGAAGGUUCUGAACGAGCAACAACAACUUUCCCAACAAGUGAACGAAGAAGAAGAAGAAGAGCACGAGAAUCAGCUCAACGGUGAAGAUGAAGAUUCCAACGCUCGUUCUUCCAUCAACCCCUUCGACCUCCUCAACGACCAAGAUUCCGAGCCUGAACAACAGGAAGAUGAGUUGACAUACACAAAUGAAACAUUGGCGAGAUAUGAUGAUAAAGGGGAGUCAUCUUCAUCUAAAGGAGGCACUGCUGCGGUUUCGGCGUCUAAUCCAAAAUCAAAGAAAAAGAAAAAGAAGAAAAACAAGGAUAGUGCUGUUGCCGCUAAAACAGGAGGUGAAAAAGAAUUGGACUUGAUUCUAGAAGAUUUAUCUUUGGAUGUCAACUCUUCGGGUGAGCAACAUUUCUCUACAAAAGGUAGAGCAGUGAAUGCCAAAGACCGGAACAAAUCUGUUAAACAGAAUGUGAAUUCCAUAUUACAAGUGGAUCCAAAAUAUUUGAAUGCCGAAAAUGAGCUGAGGAGAAUAUUUGGAUCUAAGGUUGUGAAAUCAUUUGAGAGUAGCAAUCAAGCGAGCGGUUCUAGGCAGAUAAGAGGGGUGAGGCGCGGACACUAUAAUCUUAGAAAAACUGUUCUUGUCACUCCAGCAAACCAUUGGCCUCGGUGUGACGAUUCUUUGUCCAUGGAAUUUCUGGAAACAAAGGAUGGAUAUAACUACUUUAGAUAUACACACUCAUCAUCCUACUCCCAAACUCAGAGCGCGUUUGAAGCUGCCAAAGCAAUUAGUGACAUAAAUGGCAUCGCGAGAGUAUUACAGUACCAUCCUUAUCAUCUUGAUUCCCUUCUAACAAUGGCAGAAUAUUUGAAGGUAGUGGGUGAACAACAGAUGUCUGCAGAUGCCCUUGCCAAGUGUCUAUAUGCCCUUGAAUGUGCAUGGCAUCCCAUGUUCACUCCACUGCAGGGUAACUGCCAAUUGAAGUUCAGACAUGAUACGAACAAACCUAUAUUCUCAGCUCUUUUCACUCACAUGAAAAAUUUGGACAGGCGUGGCUGUCAUAGAUCUGCUUUAGAUGUCUGCAAAUUGUUGCUUUCGCUGGAUUCUGAUGAUCCCAUGGGGGCUAUUUUCUGCAUCGACUACUUUGCUUUAAGGGCCGAGGAGUAUGCAUGGCUGGAAAAGUUUUCUGAAGAUUAUCAAAGUGAUAACUCCAUUUGGUUGUUUCCAAAUUUCUCUUAUUCUCUUGCCAUUUGUCGGUUUUACCUUGAGCGCGAGGCCUCCAAACAGGAUUCUAUAGAUUCUAAAAUGGCUUCUUCAUCUGAUCUUAUGAAACAAGCAUUGAUGCUUCAUCCUUCAGUCAUAAAGAAGCUAGUGGCAAAAGUACCAUUGAAAGAUCGCACAUGGACAGAUAUUCUUAAGCAUGCCUUUUUCCGAUCAGAUCAAACAGGAAUUCCAUCUCAAGAUCACUUGAUUAAUAUAUAUGUUGAGAGAAAUUAUCUUAUAUGGAGGCUUCCUGAUCUGCAAAAACUGUUAAGUGAUGCUGCAAAACUAGUGAUCGAAACGCUAGAAAAUAAUAAAAGUGAAAUUAAGGAUUGGACUUGUGUCAGAAAAGAAGCAUUUUCAUCUGAGAAGAAUGAGUAUGGACAUUUGUUGGUAUCUGAUUUCUCUGAUUCAGUGACAUCAAUUCCACCAGAAAAUCUGCAACACUUUAUGGGAGUUCCAGGGGUGAGGGAGGAGGCUAUGCAGGACGAGAACCAAUUUGCUAAUCUGCAUGGCAAUGGCAAUGCUCCUCGUGGUGUUACAAAUAGAAAUGCAUUAGCUGUUUUAUUUGAGUCAAUGCUACCGUGGGUUACAUACGAGGAUAGGGAGGAUGGCGGACAUGUUGAUCACCAACCUGAUGACCGCGGACAUGAUGAUCACCAACCUGAUGACCGCGGGCAAGACAAUCAAUGAUUCUUGAUAUAACUCGGUCUUUCUGCUCUAAAUGCCUUUUUUUUGGGGGGGGGAGGGGAGCUGUUGAACUUAAUGAGAUGUCUUUCUUGUAAAGAGAAUCGACAUCUAGGGAGCUUGAUGCCUUCUGCUGUUAUGUUGAUCCUUGGCAACCAUCUGGGAACACUAGAUGUUUACAAAUGCCAUAUAAUUUUGUGGUGUCUGAUUUUAGGGAUAUUGAUAUCAAAUGUUAUACCUUUUCCGUUAUGAAUUUUCAUAUUGAUCAUGUAAGUUUUUUUGAGAGUCAUGUAACCAACCAUCUUUUCUUAUAUUAUUGGAAGAGUUAAACUCCAAAUAACAACUACUUGAGAGGUCAAAUUCUUUUAAGACACCAUA